AUCCAAUCAGCGGCGUCAUCAUGAACUCAAACCCCGGAAGUGACGGAUGACGCUCCGCGCCGCAACAAGGUAAACGGCUCGAGUCCGGACGGUUCGGACACGGUUCGUGAACGUGUUUACGCUCUCAGGCACGCGCAUGACGUCACUACGCGGUACGCUUUGUUGUUGUUGACGCGGAGCAAAAGGCGUGAAGAAGAGAGACCGAGGCUUUCUUUUUGGAGCGAAGUGACGUCACAGCGCGCCAAAAGGUGUUGUUGUUGUUGCUGCAGCGUCAGGACGGACACGCGCUCACGCGCGCGCACAGUGUUCCCUCGUGAAGAAGAAGACUCGUCGUUCUCUUCCAGGACGCACGUGCGGGAUUCACGCGCAACGGCAGCAGCUCCACCCGGUUGGGACUAUGAGUGACAUGGCGGAGGAGGUGGAGGACCAGGAGAGUCUGACCAAGAGCAACUCCAAAAUAUCUGGUGAAAUCCUCGACGGGAAGCGGGCGAAGAAAUCGGUCGAGCGGUUCGACUUCCAGGCGCCGAAGCAAAAGGAGAAGCUGAAGUUCGGAGACGGGAGCGGAGAUAAACUCGGAGACAUCCCGCGAACCGGCCACCAGAUCACCAGGAUGAAGGCGGCCGACCUGAAACCGCUGCACUUCAUCUUGUUCGACCGGCCGGGGAAGAUGGCGUCCUUGAAGAAGAACCUGCGUCUGUUUAACGGAUUUCCUUUCGACGCCGACAGCGGACAGUACUCCAAAAAACGAGAAAAACUUCUCAAGAAUUCUAACUUCACCAACACCAAACUGAAAGUCGUCUGCGGCGUUUUGGAUCUGGAGAAGAAAGGAACGCACCCGGACCUGGUGGACCGGAUCCUGACGUUCCUCACCGCGCCGAAGAACAGUGGAAAGCGUCUCCCCGUGAAGAAGAAGAGGAAAUCGAAGAAGAAGCUGUCGGGCGAAGACUCAAAGUCCAACUCCAAGAAGAAGAGCAACCCCCGGCCCAGCAGCUCCUCCUCCAGCCCCAAGAAGUCCAAACCGGGGAGCAAGUCCAAAGCCAUCGUCAUGGACUCCAGCAGCGAUGAGGAGGAGGAGGAGGAGGAGGAAGAGGAGGAGAAGGCCGGGGCUGAGGGAUCGGAUACCGAGGACAAGCCGUCGGAAAAAGAGGAGGACCAGUCGGACAAGUCGGAAGAGUCUUCAGACGAAGAGGAGGAAGACGAGUCUCCCAAAUCAAAGUCCGGCAGAGGGAAGUCGGCGUCCAAGACAACGGCGCCGGUGAAAAGACCGAGAACACCAACGAAGAAGACGGGUCCUCCUAAAAAGAGGGCGAAGAAAGACGUUUCAGAGGAGUCGGAGUCCGAAGCCGACGAGAAGCCCAUGAAGAAGAAGUCGGCUCCGGUCAAACCGGCCCCUAAAACCAAGAAGGCCGACAGCAGCAGCAACAGCAAAAACAACCUGAACACAGCGGCGGACAGCUCGGACGACGACGCGCCGCUCAUCAAGAUGGUGAAGAAGUCUCCGAGUGAAGAGCAGCUGAAGGAGACGGUGAAGACGCUGCUGGAGGAGGCGGACCUGGAGGAGAUGACCAUGAAGCAGAUCUGUCAGAGGGUGUUUGACACUUUCCCGAACCACGACCUGACCAGCAAGAAGGAUUACAUCAAACAGACCGUCAAAUCUCUCAUCACAUGAAGAAGAGUUCAACUUCACAAAAGAAGAACAACUUUUUCAUAUCUAAUUUGUUUUUCACACAGUUUUCUAAAUGUUUUUGUUUAUUGUUGUUAUUAUUAAUGUGUUUGUGCUGUUGUCAACAAGUUUAAAGCUUUCUGGCAGAUUUAUGAGGAAAAAGACAAACUUUUAUUUUUUUCCAGUUUGAGUUCAGAAGCUGAAAAGUUGUUUUUCUUUGAAGUUUGUUUGUUAACAUUUUUAGGUUAAUAUGUAAAUAUGUUUCUGAUCAGGUGAUUAAAUCAUUUUGUUAACUUUUUAUUUUGCUCUUUCAAACAAUAAUUUACAAAUUAAAACCUUUUAAAUGAAAUUGUGACGAAAUUAAAUUGUUUUUGUUUUUUAUA
This is a messenger RNA of Cyclopterus lumpus (lumpfish), 2046 nucleotides long. It is a transcript of the gene dek, whose product is annotated as DEK proto-oncogene. The record is from RefSeq and is a predicted model, not a curated record. NCBI's taxonomy places the organism in Eukaryota, Metazoa, Chordata, Actinopteri, Perciformes, Cyclopteridae. Gene Ontology annotation, biological process: chromatin organization; regulation of double-strand break repair. Gene Ontology annotation, molecular function: histone binding; DNA binding. Bases 398 to 1669 code for a protein of 423 amino acids. Gene Ontology annotation, cellular component: nucleus. The transcript has 12 exons.